GUCAGUUCGCGAGUUUGUGCAAAAAAGAGAAAGAUUCGUAAAAAAGCGAUUCAUAAUCCUCUAAUCAAGUGGAUAUCCUCUGUUCGUCAUCGGGGUGUAAUUUUGGUCGUAAUUGUUAUCGGAAAGUGCACCAGUGCGACGGAAUCGCGCUCAAUUCGGAACAGAUUCCACCGGGAAAAAGGGUUAAUUUUGUGCCAGCAAGAAGUCUCAGUGUUUGUCCAAGAAUCUUCGAGUGAAGGAGAAAGCAAUUUUGUAAGAAAUCAGUGCAGCAGAGUAAGCGGGACGACGGUACACAAGGGUGGAGGAGACGAAACACAAAAGAGGAGUUGUCCCCGGGACCUGCUGAUCCGUGUUCCGACAAUCGGACCCCGCCGCCAACCGUAAACAAUCCCAAAGAAGGUCUCGCACGACCAGAUCUUAGAGCGAAAUGGCCAAGAAAACGUACGACCUGCUGUUUAAGCUGCUGCUGAUUGGCGAUUCCGGCGUCGGGAAGACCUGCAUUCUGUUCCGGUUCUCGGACGACGCCUUCACGUCCACCUUCAUCUCCACCAUCGGCAUCGACUUCAAGAUCAAAACGAUUGAGCUGCGCGGCAAGAAGAUCAAGCUGCAGAUCUGGGACACGGCCGGCCAGGAGCGGUUCCACACCAUCACGACCUCGUACUACCGGGGCGCGAUGGGCAUCAUGCUGGUGUACGACAUCACCAACGAGAAGAGCUUCGACAACAUAGUCAAGUGGUUGCGGAACAUAGACGAGCAUGCCAACGAAGACGUGGAGAAGAUGAUCCUCGGCAACAAGUGUGAUAUGACGGACAAGCGCGUCGUCAGCCAGGAACGGGGCGAGAGUAUCGCCCGCGAGCACGACAUCCGCUUCAUGGAGACGUCCGCCAAGGCGAACGUCAACAUCGAGAAGGCGUUCCGCGAGCUGGCGGAGGCGAUCCUGGACAAGACGGCCGGCAAGGAGACGACGGACAACCCGGACCGGGUCGUGGUGAACCGCGGCAUCGGCGACAAACCGCCCGCCUACAAGGCGUGCUGCUCGUAGAAAAGCGGCCUCCGUCCGCCCACGUACGAGAAGAACCUGCUGCAGAGGGGGAGGCGGCGCUGGUGUUGUUGCUGCGGCUGCUGCUGAAGUUCCGCUGGGUGUUUCUGUAUGUGGUCAAAUAGUCUUUCUUCUUUCUGUGAGAGGCGUUGUGUUGGCAUUACUUGCGUACAACGCUACGUGUACGCUUUGGUAGUGCGUCAUUUGUGUUUAUUUUUGAAGCAGAUAGAAUAUAACUCCGAUCAUAAUGGGUCAAGUGUACUCAACUAUUGUUCUAAAUCCUGUGGAAAGUCACAUUUUAUUUCAUAUUGAAUCGCUACUUUAGAAAUUAUUCCGCUCACGAAACAUGCGCUUAAAAGGAUUCUUUCUGCACAAAUUUCACAAAACCUAGCAGAAAUCAGAUUUCUGAAAGUGUUACACAAAUUUUGGAUAUUUCACGCUACGUUUACACUCGGUCUUUGGCUGCAUCUGUACUUGUUUUUAACCGUAAUCUUUCUUCAAACCCUGGAAGAAUUGACUCCACUGUAGUCUAUCCUCUUGCUGAUAGUCUCUUGUCGAUUUCCGAUGCAUCCGGAAGGUCGAUCCACGCAAUUCUUCCGGAAGUGGUCCUCCAGCGUUUGCCACCUCAAUUUGGUCGUCUUCCUAACCUUGACGAUCCCGACAGUCUUCAGAAAUGAAUCCGACCAGCUGGAACUUGACUUUGCAGUCCCCCUUCAAGAACUUCUCGCAAUCUUCAUUUCCGGUGCAUUCGCCGUGAAACCGCACCCUUAACUUUACCAUUGGUCACUUUCUGCUACAAAAACAAUUUUUACUAGUCUUUUUCAAGUGAUUUCCGGCACCUCUUCGCCACGUUGGUGAAAAUUUUCCACUCGCGAAAGCGUCAAAAUGGCGUUCUUUCGCGAGCUGUCAACCUCAAAUUUUGACUUCGCAGCAGCACGCAGCCAGUCGGGGAGUGUUCACGCAUUACGAUGCUCAAAUUUGUUUGACACUUUCAGCAAACUUGAUUCGCACUCAAAAUUGGGUAGCACGCAGAAUGGAGGUACAGCUCUUUGUUUAAAAUGUUUCUUUUCAAAAAUUUUGGAAAGUUUUUUGAGAUUUUCUGUUGUCAAGUAAUUUUUAACAUGAAACAAUUUUGAUUUGAACGGAAAAUUAUUUUUUAAGUGAAAUUUUUUCACACUCAUCUGCGCAAGUGAAGGCACGUUUAUUUUGAUGAAGAAGAACAGUAAACCUAACCUAACCUAACGAAGAAUGUCCCUUAAAAAAGAACUUAUCAAGCAUAAGUUUAAGAAACGAACCCGCUUCUCAUUGUUGUCCGUGUAUAAUAGAAAUAUUCGUGUUUUUGUGCGAAGAACCAACAAUCGUGUUAGAAAAA
Molecule: messenger RNA, 2411 nt
Organism: Culex pipiens pallens (northern house mosquito)
Lineage: Eukaryota; Metazoa; Arthropoda; Insecta; Diptera; Culicidae
Gene: Rab10
Product: ras-related protein Rab-10
Exons: 4
Coding region: 428-1042 (204 amino acids)
Biological process (GO): cellular response to insulin stimulus
Cellular component (GO): recycling endosome; Golgi apparatus; insulin-responsive compartment
Molecular function (GO): GTP binding; GTPase activity
Source: RefSeq, a predicted model, not a curated record